Molecule: messenger RNA, 664 nt
Organism: Alternaria rosae
Lineage: Eukaryota; Fungi; Ascomycota; Dothideomycetes; Pleosporales; Pleosporaceae
Exons: 1
Coding region: 143-601 (152 amino acids)
Source: RefSeq, a predicted model, not a curated record
UCUUCCUUAUUAAAUCCGCCAGUUGUACCCGGUAAGGGUCUCUACAUACCACAAGUCUACUUUCAAGAUUGCGCAACCAAAGCACUUCCUUAACAGUGACUCCGGUCUCACUGUGCCACCAUAACCUCGCCGCAACACCGACAUGCAAAUGUUUGCAGCCAUUCUGGAAAAACUACGGCUUAUCCCCAACACAACAAACGAGGGGAAGACACAAAACGAAGAAGGCAUACCAUACGUCCAACUCAACGACGAAUAUGACACAACCCUCAGACUAUCAUGGACAAAUGACCCAAAGAAACUAUACCUAUCUGCGUGUUUCGACCCGAAGCGCGAGGCAAAUGUUGCGAAAGACUACAACAUUGACGGUCUCUGUCCAGUGGUCAAAGAAACCAAAGGCGACGAGUUCAUCUUACGAGACGACGCGGGCGGAUACUAUCUCUGGGACGCAUGGGUUGGUGAGCUGAUGAAGUUCCGGGAUUGGUGGAUCGAAGGCUUCACGACAAAAGAAGAGUUAGUGGAGAACCUUGUUUGCAACAUGACAGAAGCGCAAGCGGAUGUGGAAUUCAUCGAUCGAAAGCGUAGAGACAGUGUGGUAGACUAGUCUUACCCUGCAUCUUGUAGUUGUCUUGAAGAUCGGAUCGGGAUGGAUGCGAGGCGAGGCGAG